Messenger RNA from Panicum virgatum (switchgrass), 1601 nucleotides. RefSeq names its product protein enabled homolog. The transcript has 3 exons. The record is from RefSeq and is a predicted model, not a curated record. Lineage: Eukaryota; Viridiplantae; Streptophyta; Magnoliopsida; Poales; Poaceae. The coding region runs from base 1 to 1161 and encodes 386 amino acids.
AUGGACGCCUCCCUGCGCGGCGGGCCCGCCCUCUCGACCUCACGGACACCGGUACGCCACCGGCUUUCACCCGAUGCCUGGCCUGGUGGUCGCGCAACAGACUGGCCGGAGGCCAAUUCCUUUUCCGUCGCCGGCAACGUUGCCACCGCGGACCCCAUGCUUAAGGCCACUGACAUGUGGGCAUUAAAACUGAGCGGACCCAUUGGUCAGUGGGAGAGGGCUGCCCUCGAGGCACCCCACACCCCCCUCGCGUCCGUAACAAAACGCGAGACCCCACCCCCUGUGGCCUCAAAACCUUCUCGCCUCGCCCUCCUACCAUCAACUCUCUCUCCUUCCCUUCCCUCGUCGGCGACGCACGAACGCACGCAGCCGUUCCCGCCGCCGCCUCCACGAGCCGAGCUGGCCGCCACGGCAGAUCCGCGGGCCAAGCCCCUGGCGGCGCCGCCGCCGCACCACCUCGAGCCGUGGUCGGCGCAUCAGCCUUCACCACAUCGCAUGCCCGUCCUCCCCGCGGUAGCCUCGCCCGCCGCGGGUGGCGGGCUCGCGGCAGCCCGCGAUCGCCGCAGGUCGUCGUCCCACCGGCGGGGCGGCGCCUCCCAGGCCGUCGGGGAGGAGCCUUGCGGCGGCGGGAUCGAGGCGCUGCGGGCCAAGCUCAUGGGCCACCUGCGCGGCGCGGCCGACCGGCUCCGCGUGGCCCAGCCUCCUAGAAGCCGGGGUUCCUCCCUGCCUCACCCACCUCCUCCGCCGCCGCCGCCGAAGACCGCGAGCCCACCGCCCGAGACGGACUCGGAGUCCGAGCCCGACCUCCGUGCUCCGCCGCCGCCUCCUCCGCCAGCGGCCCCGCAGCCGCAGGCGGAGGCUGCGACGAGGCCGUGGAACCUGCGGGAGCGGUCGCGGCGGCGCCCGGCCGCCAGGUCGUGGGCCGCGUCCCCGCCCCCGCCCCCCUCGUCGUCGUCGCGGAGGCGGCGCAGGCGCGCCCCGUUCUCCGUGUCCCUGACGGCGGAGGAGAUCGAGGAGGACAUCUACGCGCUGACCGGCGCCCGGCCGCGGCGGCGGCCCCGGAAGCGGCCGCGCGCCGUGCAGCGGCAGCUUGAUUCGCUGUUCCCCGGCCUGUGGCUGACCGAGAUCACCGCCGACGCGUACCGGGUGCCGGACGAGUAGCUCCUGCUCCUGCUCCUUCUUCUCCUGCCGCCCCAGCCUUGCCGGCGCCGCCCGCCAGACACUUUCCAAGCUCCAACUCCGGGGGCGGGGGCAGGGGCAGGGGCAGGGCAGGGCUGGGCUGGCUCCAAGGAAGGAAGCUGGGCCGGGCCAUCCAACCAGCUCGCGUCAUCGCGUCGCGGUCGCGUCGUCUCAUCGCCCCGAAUUUACAACUCGGCUCGGGUCGAGCCCACAUCCAGCCGGUAGGUCCCGCCACCUGCUUGUCGCAUGCCCUCCAAGUUUUUUUUUCCUUCCUCCACCUCGUCACCCGGUGUUGUACGUGUGCUCCAUUCCCGCACCUGCCUCUAUGUAGCAGCCUGUACAUACAGUUGUGUGCUUUGUGGUUACUGCUGCUGCUAAAUUCAUGAACAAGUUCCAGUACCUGUUGUUACCGUUAUCAUUCA